Molecule: messenger RNA, 630 nt
Organism: Hydatigera taeniaeformis
Lineage: Eukaryota; Metazoa; Platyhelminthes; Cestoda; Cyclophyllidea; Taeniidae
Source: the annotation of a GenBank genome assembly
GCCGAGCAAGAUUUCGUAGCUGCACAGCUUCAGAGACGAACGCUUCAACAGGCUUUGUUUGAUGUGCAAAAGAAACGCGGUGACGUAAAUAAGCAGUUGGAUGUCGUUUCACGUGCUGACGAUUCCUUCCUUUCUCUGGUCACCAAGGAGCACGAAUUAGCUCGCGAAGAGAAUCAGUUGGCUUCACAGCACCAUGAGGCUGAUCUGGUUGAGCGCGCUACCUAUGAGAAGUUUACGAGUCUUCUGCGUUAUUUGCACGUGGAAGAACGGAAUUACGACACACGAAUGCGUCAAUGGGCGCUCGUUGGUUCAUUAGUCAUAGGAUUCACCUCUGCAUUCGUCACGUGGCUUCGAUUUCGUACCCCCAAAUUUCAGGACUUACGCGAUAGCGUCGAGAAAGUUCGCGACGUGUAUACCUCCCAGGAUGAUUUUCGCGAGAGUGUAGAAAAACUGCAGGAAGUACAUUCUUGUCAGCGGAACAAGGCCGGUGAAGAAGUUCAGCCUGUAGGACCGCCAUUCCCAAUUAAAACAUCGGUUGUAAACUCCGAAAAGAGCGGUUUUGAAACGAAAAUCAUCUAUGCCGCCUCGGCUUGUGUUCUCUUCUGUGCAAUUUACUUCCUCUCCCGUUAA